CAUCUCACACGUCAUUGGCAUGAAUAUUUAUAAGUUAUCCCUAUAUAACCCCCGACGGGAGAAUCGACUGGCAUUAGACUAGAACUAUUUAGUUCAUAAUGCAGGCUAUUCUGCUGCUAGUGAUUUUAAGCGUAGUGGGCCAGUCAAUGCAGGAGGAGGGUCAGAAGUUAUGCGGUCGGAACCUGGCGAUCACACUCGCUGCGUUGUGCAGGGCCCAAAGGGAAAAGCAGGUAGGCUACAUGACGUCACUCAAAAGGUCUCGCUACAACUCCAUCGUACCGUCCUACGCGGCUUACUGGCUGGAGCCGGCAAGUGCGCUCCGGCUCGGACGCGGCAAGAGAGAUGGCAUCGUCGAGGAAUGUUGCAACAAGGCUUGUUCCGUGGACGAGCUAGUUGCGUAUUGUCCCCCACAGUGAUUUCUUUUUGAGAAAAUUUUGAAAUUUAGGUUAUGAUUGUUUGCUGAUUGUAA
Messenger RNA from Cydia splendana, 469 nucleotides. RefSeq names its product bombyxin A-3 homolog. The coding region runs from base 99 to 416 and encodes 105 amino acids. Gene Ontology annotation, molecular function: hormone activity. Gene Ontology annotation, cellular component: extracellular region. NCBI's taxonomy places the organism in Eukaryota, Metazoa, Arthropoda, Insecta, Lepidoptera, Tortricidae. The transcript is spliced from 2 exons. The record is from RefSeq and is a predicted model, not a curated record.